Nerophis ophidion (straightnose pipefish) is the source of this 1487-nucleotide messenger RNA. RefSeq names its product zinc finger protein 25-like. Gene Ontology annotation, molecular function: DNA-binding transcription factor activity, RNA polymerase II-specific; RNA polymerase II transcription regulatory region sequence-specific DNA binding. Bases 153 to 1448 code for a protein of 431 amino acids. Lineage: Eukaryota; Metazoa; Chordata; Actinopteri; Syngnathiformes; Syngnathidae. The record is from RefSeq and is a predicted model, not a curated record. Gene Ontology annotation, biological process: regulation of transcription by RNA polymerase II. The transcript has 3 exons. Gene Ontology annotation, cellular component: nucleus.
GCGGAACAAAUGUUGGCCAAACACGUGUUUCACUGGGACAAUAGUGAGUGGUGCACACUUCCUUCGCCCGGCCACAGAACAACAAAAAGAGUUGCUGGUGUAACAAUAGGAAGAAUAUAUUCCACUCCUCUCUUGUACACGCGGCUUAUGAGAUGAACGCUGGUCAAGAAGAACGUCCCCUUCAGCAGCAGGAGGAUCCACAGCCCCCCCACAUUAAAGAGGAAGAGGAGGAUCUCUGGGUUACUCAGGAGGAAGAGUUUCUUCCAGGGCAGGAGGAGGCGGAUCUCAGCAAGUUUCCACUGACUGUUGUCUCUGUGAAGACUGAAGAGCAUGAAGACAAACCACCUGAGUCCUCACAGCUUCAUCACAGUCCAAACGUCUGUGAAGAACAUCUUCAACCUGAGCAACAGAAGUGGAGCUUCAGGAUGCAGACGGAGGAGCCACAGCCCUCCCACAUUAAGAAGGAAGAGGAAUUCCCACUGAUCCCCCACUUUAAAAAGGAAGAGGAGGACCGACUGACCCCUCAAAUUAAAGAGGAAGAGGAGGAACACAGCAUCAGUCAGGAGGGUGAGCAUAUUGAAUGGUUGGAGGAGUUCCCAGUGACUGGUGUCCCUGUGAAGAGUGAAGAUGAUGAGGUCAAAGGUGAGAGUGAGGAGAGGGGAGGGGGGGAGCCUCCAAGCAGCAGCUCAACUCAACACAUGACAACAGAAGCUGAUGGAGACCACUGUGGAGGAUCACAAGCAGACAAGCUCUUAGCUCCACUAUCAGAUAGUGAGGACACAACGUCACACUCUCCUGACACUGAUGAUGAAGACUCUAAAGAUGAUAAGACAUGUCACACUGACAACACACACUUCACGUGUUCUCUCUGUGGCAAAAUGUUUAAAUAUCCUAGUAAAAUGAAAAGACACAUGAGAACACACACUGGAGAAAAACCUUUUUCAUGCUCAAUCUGCUGUAAAGAUUUUACUCAGAGGCACAAUUUGAAAAGACACAUGAGAACGCACACUGGAGAAAAACCUUUUUCAUGUUCAAUCUGUGGUAAAGAUUGUGCUCAAAGGCAAAAUUUGAAAACACACAUGAGCAUACACACUGGAGAAAAACAUUUUUCUUGCUCAGAAUGUGGUAAAAGUUUUGGCCUAAAACAAAGUUUAAAAGUACACAUGAGAACACACACUGGAGAAAAGCCUUUUAUAUGUUCAAUAUGUGGUAAAAGUUACAUAAAAAGAGACCGCUUAAAUUUACACAUGAGAACGCACACUGGUGAAAAGCCAUACUCCUGUUCAAGCUGCAACAAAAGCUUUCUUCACCCAAAAUCUUUUACAGUACACAUGAGAACACACACAGGAGAGAAAGUGUUGAGUUGCAGUGUGUGUGGUGAAAGAUUCUCCUAUAAGUACCAGUGUAAGAAACACAAGUGUGCUGGUGAGAACAGCAGCAGCAAAUGAAGAUGCAGGAUUUGAAAUAAACUGUCAAAACUUUGUAAA